This is a messenger RNA of Pogonomyrmex barbatus (red harvester ant), 1608 nucleotides long. RefSeq names its product bZIP transcription factor crc (gene crc). Lineage: Eukaryota; Metazoa; Arthropoda; Insecta; Hymenoptera; Formicidae. Gene Ontology annotation, molecular function: DNA-binding transcription activator activity, RNA polymerase II-specific; RNA polymerase II transcription regulatory region sequence-specific DNA binding. Gene Ontology annotation, biological process: regulation of transcription by RNA polymerase II. The record is from RefSeq and is a predicted model, not a curated record. Gene Ontology annotation, cellular component: nucleus.
UAGGUCAUCGUGGUGGAGGAGGAAAAAGUCACGUGACCAAUCGAAGCACAGGCGGAAGUUCGACGCUACAUUCUCCAUCCAUGAGGCUCGCAAAGAAGACGUUUGGAUUCCUUCUACGUUCCAAAAUACGAGCAAGAUGAGUUUGUAGUUCCACGAAAGAGCUUGCACACGCAAGUGUGCCGUCGCCCCUUAAUUAAUCAUGCAUGCCAAUAUGGCGCUCGACGCGAGCUACGUCGCUAAGCCGACAAAAAUUUCUUUUCAUCAUUCUUUAAUAUCCUUCGGUUGGAUUCGCAUCGAUAAUGUCAUCCAAUCUGGACCAGGAGAUGUGGUCGUGGAAGUACGAGCCGGUGUCCCCCAGUGGGACACCACCGCUAGAGGUUGAUGAGGAUUUGUUUUUAUUCAAUGAUCAGUCUGUAGAUGUUUCUAACAAUGCUGCGGAAAUUGUUAUGUAUGAUGAUCAACCUUCCCGUGCACAAGUGGCAAAAAAGCUUUUAGAAGAAUUGGACGAAUGGAUUAAAGAAGAGCCCUUCUCGGAUUGGCUAGAAGAAAAGGUAGAGCUGCCUAUAUACGAUCAAUUAUUGGAGAACAGCCAAACCAAAUCUCCGUCAAUCAUCUACCCAAUUAUCGUGAAGGCAUCGCAGCAACAUCACCACCACCAACAACAACAACAACAACAGCAUCAUGACAAUACACAGACCCUUUUGCAGGAGUUUGAAACGGUUUUGGGUGAUGUCGAAGCUUGCCAUCAGAUCGUCCCGCCAAACAGUUCGACGCUCACUCCUCCACAAUCACCCCCGCAUAAAGCGAUCAAUGUGGACACGCAACUGCUAGUCACCCUGCAGCCUGUACAACCAUUAUUUGAUGGCAAUCAAUCGAUAUACAAUAUCGUUCCAACAGAAGAACCACUGUAUGCGAAUGAUACGCCGCGUCAGUGGAAUGCUGAAGAUAUAUCGCUAAGUCCACUCGGCGGGGACGAUGUUGCGAACGACUUAGCAGUGGUGGAUGAAUAUGUCCGGUCGCACACCAAGGAUAUACCGUCACCCUCAAGUCCAUGCAGUUCCGGUGGCAGUUGUACCUCGGCCGAAGAUUCCGCUGACGAUCCCGAUUGGAGUUUCGAAACUGAAAGAAGAAAUUUCAAACAAUCAGUUCACGAUUCUUCAAAACAUCGCCAUAAACCAUAUUCUCGAUCCUCCCUCGAAGACAAGAAAGUGCGGAAGAAAGAACAGAAUAAGAACGCGGCCACACGUUACAGACAGAAAAAGAAACAGGAAAUUAGGGAAAUACAAGGCGAAGAACGUGAACUGACAGAGCAAAAUGAGAAAUUGAAAAAUCGAGUGAAAGAAAUUGAACAAGAAAUAAAAUAUCUCAAAGGAUUCAUGAGGGAUCUGUUAAAAGCUAAGGGUCUUCUUAAGUAAUCUAUUUGUCCAGAAACCUCACCGCCGUCUCAGUAGUCGUGUAUUAAUUUUACUUAGCUAUCUAUUAAUUUUACUUUUCAAUAAUUACGUUUUUUGCCACUAACUAUGUUACAGUUUAACUAAUAUUUUAUGGUAACACUUAUUGUUCUAUACAUUAUGUAUUUGUUUAUCUUAUUUUGAUUAUCUUAUUUUU